Molecule: messenger RNA, 1802 nt
Organism: Dendronephthya gigantea
Lineage: Eukaryota; Metazoa; Cnidaria; Anthozoa; Malacalcyonacea; Nephtheidae
Product: cilia- and flagella-associated protein 410-like
Exons: 10
Coding region: 125-913 (262 amino acids)
Molecular function (GO): protein binding
Source: RefSeq, a predicted model, not a curated record
UGCAACAGUUUACACAACAACAACAAAAAUGGCGCUAAUCUUUCAGUUUCGAAUUUAUAUUUAGUUUUUGAGUGUUCUUUAGUACUUUAAUAUCACCUCAUCGAUGUAAAAACUGGUGUCGAUUAUGUGCACGCUAACAGAGGAUGUAGUUUUGUCCCGAUCGCGCGCUACGUCGCUGAGCAAAGUGAAGAAAUUAAAUUGUUGGGGAAGCAGUAUUUCAGAUGUUUCUAUAUUGAGAAGGAUGCCCAAUGUUGAAGUUAUAACAUUAAGUGUAAAUGAAAUUGACAGCCUAAAAGACUUUGCACAUUGUACAAAAUUAAAAGAGCUUUAUCUGCGUAGAAAUAGUAUUGCAGAUUUAGAUGAAAUACAUUUCCUAAAGGACCUGCCAUGUUUAAAAGUUUUGUGGUUGUCGGAUAAUCCGUGUUCUGAUGUUCAAGAUUACAGAUCAGUAGUUCUAAGGAACUUGCCAAACAUAGAAAGACUCGAUAAUGUUGACGUCUGUCUAAAUGAAAUCAGUGAAGUAAUUACUGAAAAUAUCCCGGACGUCGCUUCUUGCAAUAGAGAAGACGAUUGUGAAGUUGAUGAUUUAGCUAAAAGUGGAACGUCUGAAAUGCAGAAUGAAGAAUCGUCCGCGCAGGAACUACUUGACCAAACCAACAUGUUGUGUACACAGGGUGGACCACAACCCACUGAAGGCGUACUGAUCUCGACCGAAGAACGCCCCAUGUCUUGUGGUGAAACAGGGUUAAAUACGAGUCCAAAAAACUCAAAUCUAUUAUCAGCGGUCUUACUGCUGUUGAACGACAUGAGUGAGGAGGAAUUAAAGGUAGUUCAGAAAGAAGUUCAUCAAAAACUUGAUACAAUGCACGAAAGAGGCGGGAGCCUCGAACUCAUUGAAGUGUUCUCAACAUGAUUUUUUUAAUACGGCAUGGAGUGUUUUACCUGAUGGGGAAGAAGAAAGAAAACAAGUGCAAGCAAACAGUCGCGUGUUUUAUGCAGCCACCAUCGAGAUUCCUGGACGGAAUCGUAUAACGAAACAAGUAAUUCAGCCUUGCGCAUUUAUCGUAUCGUUGUUCAUAAAGCAGUGAACUCUGUGAGAACUGGUCGAUACCCGUGCCAGUCCAUUUCUAUCGUUUUCCUUUCACGGUUGACGAUCUCGCCUACAAAAACAAUACGUUUCGAACGACCUUGCAUGGCAAAGAAUUAAAAAACAAUUUCCUUAUUGCAGGUUUCUUCAUAGUUCUUCUAGACGUUAAUAUCCCCACUACAGCGUUUUCCUCAUUUCGGUUUCCGCUUUUGGUCUCCAUUUUUGCCAUUCGAUUUCCGCCAUCAAGAGACUGGCUGAAUAAUUACCCCAAAUCGUCAAUUAGAAUUAAACCUAUAAUUAGAUAACACGAGGCAAAGAGCCAGUGUAAUGGUGUUUGUGAAUGUGUACACGUCAGUAACAGCGUUCGACUUGUAUAGGACGAAUACUUGUUUAUUUUAAGAAACAAACAGUUUUAUGUAUAGGCUGUCCUCGAUCGCGAUGGCAAUAGUGAGCUUUUAAAGGUAAUGUUACACGAAACAAUUUUUAACAUCAACUCGCAACGCAACAAUGUUUUGAAUAUGACGCAUCGAAUAUGAUAUAUAUGAGCUUUAGUUUGUAACACAGAAAUUGUUUUGGAAACAAAUUGAGAGUUUAUGAACUGUUUUUAUUUCACACAACGUGUUGUUUAGAUUUUUGCUUAUCGUUGCGUUGCGAGUUGAUGUUGAACGUUGUUUUGUGUAACAUUAUCUUAAAGAAGCAAAAAAGCUUUCGUGAA